AUGGCUCCUCUUAUCCUCCACAACGUCCCAGAUGACGAGUGCUACGUCGGCGACGACGGCGUCAAACGGCCUUAUGCCAUGAUCUUCAACCAACACGACGGCCACCAGGGCAGCGCGCGCCCCCGCCGCAGCACCGCCGAGACAGGGUCCUUUGGCAAGUCAACGCGCCGCUCCCGCUCCCGCACCGGCACGCCCGCGCGGUCCCGCGAGAACCCGACGCUCGCGGCCGCCGACAAGCUGUUUGGCGACUGGGUGUCGAACCAGGCCGCCGCCCCGCCGCCGCCGUCGGCGGCGGGCGCCUCGCAGCGCAAGAUGAGCGGCCUGGUGCCGGACGAGGCGGCCCCCCUGCGCGCGGCCAAGUCAUCCCCCGUCGAGCUGAUGCUGCGCGGCUACCGCUCCUCGUCGCAGCAGUACGCCGCCAUUGCGCACUACGAGGCCCUCGCCGGGCCCAUCCUCGAGGACUACCCGCGCGAUCCGCCCGCCGCGCAGCGUCGCUACAAGUCGGAGCUGCGCGACCCUGCGCUGACGCGGCGCCGCACCCUCGCCGCCGACGAGCGUGCUCUGGUGAACCGCGCCGACGGGGGCGAGCACUGGGUCAAGGUGACGUUUGAGAGCGUCGAGGCCGGCAACGCUGCCGUCUUUGCCAGUCCCCAGCGAGUCCUCGGCUACCUGGUGCAUGCGGAGCCCUACAGAGGCCUGCCCCCGCCUAGGGACGAGUCGUGUCCCGACGUCGACAGCUUGGAGGGAGGGCACAACCACGUCGAGCGCUCCAACAGCAUGCCCGCGGCCAUGGGCACGCCUCGCAGAAAGGGCCCGAUCGGCAUGCCGACCACACUCACGAGCCGCCUCCUCGACCUCUCGCCGCCCAAUUCACGCACCUCGAGCCAAACCAUGGACACCGCCACGAUAACCCCCUCGCACGCCUCCUCGGCAACCAUAACGGAGCUCGUCCCCCCGCCGCCGCCGACGGGUGCCGAGCCCGUCGAGAUGACCAACGACAGCAUCUUCUGCCGGCGCAUCCCGACGGCCCGCCGCGCCCGUCUGCUGCCCGCCGAGCAGGCGCUCCUCCCGCAACAGUCGGUCAUGCAGCGCAUCGUGGGCGCGAUUCCCUUUGUGCGGUGGUUCAGCGGCAGCAUGAUUGGCAACGAGGUGCCGCGCACAGAGGCGGGCGAGUUUGACUGGGCGCGCGCGAGCCUCUACUGGAAGUUCAUAUGGUGGCUCGACGCUACGUUUGGCCUCUUCAGAGGCGACGUGUAUAGCGUCGACAAGGACGAGUAG
Messenger RNA from Hirsutella rhossiliensis, 1278 nucleotides. RefSeq lists its product as uncharacterized. The record is from RefSeq and is a predicted model, not a curated record. The transcript is spliced from 2 exons. NCBI's taxonomy places the organism in Eukaryota, Fungi, Ascomycota, Sordariomycetes, Hypocreales, Ophiocordycipitaceae. Bases 1 to 1278 code for a protein of 425 amino acids.